This is a messenger RNA of Phyllostomus discolor (pale spear-nosed bat), 849 nucleotides long. It is a transcript of the gene S100Z, whose product is annotated as S100 calcium binding protein Z. The coding region runs from base 341 to 640 and encodes 99 amino acids. The transcript has 3 exons. The record is from RefSeq and is a predicted model, not a curated record. Gene Ontology annotation, molecular function: calcium ion binding. Gene Ontology annotation, cellular component: cytoplasm. NCBI's taxonomy places the organism in Eukaryota, Metazoa, Chordata, Mammalia, Chiroptera, Phyllostomidae.
UCCCCCUCUGCCUUCUCAUCCAAGGCACACAGUGGGCGCCAACUCUUCCUGGAUGGCCCUUGGGGCAGCAGCUCACACCUGUUCCCUCUGGUGAUUAGCAGGCACAGAGGCACUUCCCUGCAAAUCUCUUGUCAUGGGUAAUUUUCAUAUUCGUGGCAACAGGUGUGUCUACCUGGAACCCUCGGUAUAAAUGCAUAUGCCUUCAUUGUAAACACCUGUUGACAGAGCUGUGGGCUGGCUGGAGAGGUACAGUUAGUGUCGGUGUUUCCCCACCUGCUUAUUUUGAACAAGUCCCUGAGCUUGGUGGCCUGUCCCUGGAGCCGUCAGUUCUGCUGCCAGCAUGCCCACGCAGCUGGAGAUGGCCAUGGACACCAUGGUUAGAACCUUCCACCGGUACACUUGCAAGGAAGGGGACCGAUUCAAGCUCAGCAAGGGGGAACUGAAGAUGCUCCUGCAGAGAGAGCUCACAGACUUCCUCUCGUGCCAAAAGGACCCGCAUUUGGUUGAUAAGAUAAUGCAAGACCUGGAUGCCAAUAAGGACAAUGAAGUCGAUUUUAAUGAGUUUGUGGUCAUGGUGGCUGCCCUGACAGUUGCUUGCAAUGAUUACUUUGUAGAACAGCUGAAGAAGAAAGGAAAGUAAAGAUAAGUAGCAAGGUAAUCUAAAGGCAGAAAUAUAUCUAAAGUUAAUGACUUGUUAUUCAUUUAUACUCUCCAAAUCUAUAGUUACUGUGAUACUGUUUAUAGAUAUAAUAUACAUAUAAUUAAUUGCUAUAGUAAAUGAUGUACACCUUAACAUAAUAAUUUAAAAUAAAUAUUCCAAAUCUCAUAUGCCCUACUCGAUGUUUUUUU